Messenger RNA from Sabethes cyaneus, 1437 nucleotides. Its product is annotated as LEM domain-containing protein Bocksbeutel-like. The record is from RefSeq and is a predicted model, not a curated record. NCBI's taxonomy places the organism in Eukaryota, Metazoa, Arthropoda, Insecta, Diptera, Culicidae. The transcript is spliced from 2 exons. Bases 108 to 1319 code for a protein of 403 amino acids.
AAAUCGCGCACCGAUAGUUCGUGAAUCGUUACAAUUACGUUGCUGAUUUUACAUUUAUAUUCCUGUUUAUCUGUAAUUCCGGCUGUGAUACCGGAUUCCGCUAAAGAAUGAGCAAAUUAGAGGACCUCACCAACGAGCAGCUCCAGAAGAAGCUGCAAGAGUACGGCUUGGUCAACAUGCCGGUAACUCAGACGACUCGUGCGGUUUUGAUAAAACGACUCAAGAAAAAGGUGGAAGAAACCGAUUCGAAGGUACGUCGCGAAACCGUUCAUGUGGUGAAAUAUUCCUCCGAUGAGGAUAGCGAAAAGACGGAGGCCGUCAAUGAUAAAAAAUCCCAGAAGAAAGAGCCCAACCGACGAGCAACGAUUGGCGUGUCAGCAGCCAAGUUGUCUAAGGAUUUACCGGUUCUGCCGAAAUUACCACCCCCAAAACCCGUGGUCACAGAGAAACCGAUUGAAGUUUCACAAAAGCGGCGCUCUGGAAGAGUAACGCCAGUUCAGCAGAACAACAAAGACACCGCUGCGGCUGUUCCGAAGGAACCAAUGAUCGUCGAGGACUCCGAUGACGACGAAGAUCUUCCCUUGACCCAGCUGCAAAGACGUGACCGUAGCUCGAAGAGCCCGUCGCUCAGUCGCGCCGAAACCGUUACCACGUCAUACGUUCAUCAGGUCGAAAUCACUUCGAAGCCACCGAUUGUCGAGGAAAUGGAAGUCGAUUUGACCGAGUCCGUUGACGAGUCGGAAAAGGAACCGGAGCAGGAGCCUUACAGACGUCCCGUUGUGACACCUUCCCGCGAGUCUCGUCUUAUGGGAGGCAGUUCCACAAUAACCAGUACAAGGACCACAAUCGCCGGCACGCCGGGACUUUCGCUGAAUCGCCCACAACCAGAGUUGUCUACCUCUUUCGGACGACCGUCAAUGGCUACAUCGUACAACUACAAUUCUCCCCUUCGCGAGGAACGAAAACUGGACCCGUCCGAUUCUCCGUAUUUGAGUGAAUUCACCAAGCGUUUAUCUCGUCUGAAAGCCGAAACCGCUCAGAUUAACGCGUCCCGCGAAGUUCCGAUGCGGCGCACUAUGGUCCCGAGCUAUGCUUCUACAUCACGUACCAGCGAUGGUUCCAGCGAUUACGUUCGAUUGCCCACGGCCGUACGCGGACGGUACGACUCGAAGGGGGCGGCCACCGGCAAGGGUGAACUGCGAGCCUCCCUUCGGCAGGUCAUUUUGUCUCUCGACCAAAAGUUUCCCAUCAAACGGAUCUUCUACCUGCUGAUCGUGGCCAUGAUCGUUAUAUUUUUGUUUGUGUUUUUCUUUCUCUAGAGUGGCUGAAGCUGAAAGCUGAUAAAAGAUGUGCAGACAUUAAUGUUGGUAGUGGCAUUUAUACUCGUGACCCUAAUGUAACUUGAUAUUGUUUCUUUAUGUCUUUAUGCCGGAUAAU